CCACCAUUAAACCCACGCUACGCUAGACCCACCAUCUCCGAUUUACCCCAUACUCCUCCGCGGCAGUUCAACUGGCAGCCAAAGUAAACAAAAGCCAAUCCCUUCGACCUUCAUUAGAAGUAACAUUUGGCUCGGAUAUAAUCCGAUAGUAACCCCUCCUCUUUCGCACCGCAUCUCUUGACCCGAACGUACCCGUCCAGAUUCCAGUGUACAUCUUCACAAGUCAGACCACAAACCCAUCGCACCAUGGCUUCCCGAUCUCGCACCCUCCAACUCGGACAAGCUCUCCACAGCAGCUUAAACAGCCGCUUUUGCCGACCCUUCUUCUCCUCCUCCACUCUGACAUUCUUCAACCCUACAACUACCAUCACGAACAACCCCGCACCCCGCAUCCUCUCCAACAACUUCUUCAACCAAAGAAGAAUCAGAACAAUGGCUACCGCUGCUGCUGCUGGAAAGAAGAUUGAGUGGCUCGUCGUCGUGCCGGACUUUGAGGGUGUCGGGGAGAAGAGGUUGGAGGUUCGCCCUGACCACUUUGCUGGUCUCGGCAAGAAUAUCGAGAAUGGGGUUCUUCAGAUGGGCGGUGCCGUCCUCUCCGAACCUCCCACCUCCGACGACCCCAAGACCUUCAAGUUCGCCGGCUCCACCAUCGUCCUGCUCGCCGAGAGCCGGGAGGAGGUGAUCCAGAUUCUCAAGGAGGAUGUUUAUGCCCAGAAGGGUGUUUGGGAUGUUGAUAACGCUCAGAUGUGGCCCUUCAAGUGCGCCUUCCGCUUCCCUGUUCCCGGUCAGCAGUUCCAGCAGAAGCAGCAGUAGAUGUGGCUGGCUGGCUGGCUGGCUGGCUGGCUGGGGUUGGAGUUGGAGUUAAGUAGGUAGAGAUCAUCAGCAAAACAAACAAGAUUACAUUACAUGCCAAUGAAUGAAUGUUCCUUGGUAUCAUCAGCAUCUAU
Molecule: messenger RNA, 947 nt
Organism: Neurospora tetraspora
Lineage: Eukaryota; Fungi; Ascomycota; Sordariomycetes; Sordariales; Sordariaceae
Exons: 4
Coding region: 247-813 (188 amino acids)
Source: RefSeq, a predicted model, not a curated record